AUGGAAGAAGAAUCCACAUAUGUUCAUAUGGAGAAUCCAAGAAAGAUCAUGAGGAGGUCAAUCCACACCUUUCUUAAAAAAUUUGAGUAUUUCACCACCAUUCCACUUCUUCUUAUUCUGCCCUUCUCAGCCUCAGUCCUCCUCUCACAGGCCCUUUCUUCGUCUUCUUCGCCGCUACUUCUGAUCAUCCAUGCUUGCUUUGAACCAAUCUUCCAUCCCUCUUCCCAGUUUCUCUCUCUUCUCAACAGUAAUCUUUCUCAAAACAUUUUCACCUCUGUUUUCAGUCUAGUUUUUGCACUUACAUCCCUUGUCAUAGGCAAAUUGCUCAUAAUUCAAACUCUGAUUCACCACAAAUCAUCUUUUCCACUACCCUUUUCCUCAUUCAUGAAGCUGUACAAGUCCCAACUCUUGACUCAACUUUGCAAUUCAGUCCUCAUCGUUGUUGUCAGCGCAGCCGCCUUCUCUCUUCUCUUUGUUGCCUUCAAUACCCUCGAAUCAUUUGGAUUCUCAAAAACAAACCCUCUUGCCCUUCUGGUUGCCAAAGCAGUUUUCUAUUCAAUUCUUGCCAAUGUCAGUCUCAUCUGCAACCUAGCUUUGGUUGUGGCAGGAUUGGAAAAUUGUACCGGGUUUAGGGCAAUUUAUAAGGCCUGUUUGCUUUGUUGGACUAGGAACUCAAUAGCACUUUCUAUGAAUCUUCCUAUCAAUCUGGGUAUCCUUGCGGUGGAGGGCUUAUUUCGCUACCGGGUGGUAAGAGCUUAUCAUCUAGUGGGAAGGGCUUGUCCUUCCAUGGCUUUUGAAGGGAUGUUCAUUGCUUGCUUGUAUUCCAUCCUUAUUGUGCUCGACACGAUUGCAAGUUGUCUCUUCUUCAAGAGUAUCAAGGCAACUCUAAAAGGACAACUCAUUGCACGAGACUCUUACCACUGCAUAGUCUGA
Messenger RNA from Camellia sinensis, 933 nucleotides. The record is from RefSeq and is a predicted model, not a curated record. NCBI's taxonomy places the organism in Eukaryota, Viridiplantae, Streptophyta, Magnoliopsida, Ericales, Theaceae.